Scatophagus argus is the source of this 9637-nucleotide messenger RNA. RefSeq names its product cilia- and flagella-associated protein 47-like. NCBI's taxonomy places the organism in Eukaryota, Metazoa, Chordata, Actinopteri, Scatophagidae. Gene Ontology annotation, molecular function: protein binding. The coding region runs from base 197 to 9508 and encodes 3103 amino acids. The transcript is spliced from 67 exons. The record is from RefSeq and is a predicted model, not a curated record.
CAGCGGCAGUCGGAGCUGUUGCCUAGAAACCACCUGAGCUGGCGACGCCUGUUUAGUCUCCGUUUGGAUAGCAACGGUGAAGUUGACUAUCGGUAUGCGUAUUAGAAAGUCGACAGAAUUGCGCCACAAUUUAUUUUACAUUCACGUUAGUGAGAGGAAAUAGUUAUAUUGUAAGUAGUAACUAUAAAGUCAGAACAUGGCUGGAAGUUGCGUCCGAGUCGAGCCACCGUUUGUCGAGUUCAACGAUGUGACAGUUGGACAGGUUUGCAAGACCAAAGUUACGGCUUCAAAUGUUGGGAAAACGUCGAAGAAAAUAAUGAUUGAAAAACCUUCGUCAAAGCUGUUUAAGUUCACAGCAUCCAGCUCAGCUUUCGUGGUGGCUCCUGGUCUGUCUGUAAGCGGUUUGCUGGAGUUCACUCCAGAAGGAGACAAGGAGGUCAGAGACAGCCUUCUGAUUCAUAUAGAUGAUGUGGAGACCAUUGAAAUUCCACUGCUGGGAUUUCCCAGAGCUUGCUCCCUCCUAACGGACUCAGUACUAGACUUUGGCUGUAUUGCUGCCAGUAGUGAGGUGAUCAUCAAACAUCACCAUAUAACUAACCAAGGAUCGGCACCAGGUGUGUUCCACGUGCAGUACAAAGGAGACCCCUCAGUCAAACUCUCACCCUGCAGUGGCGUCGUGGCAGCUGGUGCCACCCAGUGGCUGAAAGUGGAACUGCGCACAGACAGGCCCAGGCUGAUUGAUGAGAAGGCCCUGGUGAAACUCCAGAAUUGUUCUGCUGUGGUUCUCUGUAUCAAAGCUGAGGUGGUGGACCAGCACCUUGAGCUCUUUGACCUGCAGGGGUCCCCAAUCUCUUGUCUGUGGUUUGGACCCGUUUACUUUGAGACAUCCUGUGUGGAGAAUGUAGUUCUGAGAAACAAUGCACCCCAGGCGUGUGACUGGGUCUGUCUGCUACAGGAUAGUGCUGCUGGGACUGAGGUGGGAACAGACCUCCAGAAGAGCACAGAUGCCGCCCUGCUGGAGGGAAUGAAGAAGUGCAGCCCAACCACCCAAGAUGUCUCUCAGGUCUUUGUUUGUGUCCCGAGACAGGGUCGAUUAGGACCGUAUGAGAAAACCACUGUGGCAAUACGCUUCAGCCCCAUCUGCAAGAGUGUUUCUGCAGAGAAGGAGCAUGGUUACUCAGUCAGCCGGCAAGACUACUGUCUUUUCCUGCUGUUUGAAUCAGUGGGAAGCAGAUUUGGCUUCACUCACCAUAAUGGUGACAGUAGUGUGGAGCUGGCAGUGACAGGUUCCGGACUGCCCUUGUCUCUGGUACCGAGUCCCUCUCAAAGAUUUGAUUUCGCCACCUGUGUGACAGGCCAGCGUGUGGACAUGCUCUGCGUCCUGAAGAACCUCUGCCCCCAACUUCCUGUCAACUUCCGCUUUCGCAAGUUAGCACAUUUCACCACUAAGCCCUCCACCGGUACAAUCCCCCCUGGACAGUGCCAGGAUGUAGUCUUGUCUUUCACUGCACGGCAGCAAGGGACCUUCCAUGUGCGUCAGAAGCUAGAUGUCUUAGGUUAUGUGGUUCUGAGGAGUGGCAACACUGCUGAAGAUGUCACUGGACUUGAGCUUUGCAGCUUCCACACCAUUGCUCUACACCUGUCUGCUGUCUGCCGCAGUGAGACCACACACCCUGUGCCUAAACUAAAUCCUGGCAUCACCCCAGCGGUGACCAAUCCAACUGGACUGCAGCCUCAGGUUCGGUCCAGUGAACUGGCUCGAUGUCGUGGAAUGGUGCGUGCUGCCAUCCUCAGUGCUGACAAAACACGACUCCACUUAAAUCGCAGGGAGAGGAGUCAGACCACUGAGGGGAAGGAGUUCUUGGCUUUUCCGAAUGACCGAGCCAGGAGCAUCAGGCCUGCCUCUGCACACAGACAAUACAGGACAAUCUUCACUGGUGUACACCGUUAUCGCUAUGUGGACACCGACUAUGCUUUCACGGAGGAAGAGGAGAAGCAGAGACAGCAGCAUCAACAGAUUUACAAAGACUUCAUCAAACAGCUCAGACAAACACGCCUGCAGAGGAUCAGUGAGAGGCAGAAAGAGAAAAUAGAGGACAGCGUGGAUAUUGGGAUUGUUCCCUCACAGGGGCUUGUUCCCCCAACACUCCACAUCAGCGAGCUGGAGAGCAGUAAGAGCUCAGAGUCCAGUCCAAAGUACAGCUGUGCUUCUCCAGCAACCAACAACUGCCACGACAUGAUAUCCAAGGUUUCUGAGCGGGUGAAUGCAGUUCCCUCUACCAGCCAGCAGGUGGCAGACUGCAACAGGACUCUGACAGCUCAGGAGCUCUUCCAAGUUGACAUAGGUCCCUUGUUAGUGGACUUUGGGGAGGUCUGUGUGCAGUCAGUGUGUGUUCAGAAUCUGGAGCUGAUAAAUCGUCUGUCAGUGUUCAUCUGGGUGCAGCUGGAGGUGGACUGCCCUGAGCUGCAGGGCUCCUCACCCCUCUCCCACAUCCUGUCACCCCACUCCCACAGCAUCUUACCUCUGAUGUUUCAAAGCAGCAAGCUGGGUCCCUUCUACAGACCUGUAUCCUACUCUGUGAACCGGAAACACACAGGUCAGAUACUAGUCCAGGCCAAGGUUGUUCCGUUGGCUCUGGAGCUGUCCACCACCCUGUUGGAGCUGCACCCCACCCCCACUAUGCUUGCCCAGUCUGGAUACAGGAGCUCAGUUACCCUUCGAAACCAGCGUAACCAUGCAGCAGAGUUCACAUGGAGACCUGUUGUGACAGAGUGUGGCAUCCUGUUCUCCAUUCGGCCAGCUACAGGUACAGUGGAGCCAUACAGGGAAUUGGACUGUGAGGUGGUCUGGCAUCCCUCCUUCUCCUCUCCUCCACAAGGAGACUUUGACCUCUGUGUCCAUGAUGGCAACACCCAGAGCCUGCACUGUGUUGCUAAGGUUGGAUCCACCAGUGUCCAGCUGGCAGACAAACAUGUCAUAUUUGGAUCAGUGCCACUCAACAUGCCUUCUGUCAGAACUGCAGUCUUACACAACACUGGUCAGAACCAUGCCUACUAUCAGGUGGUAGAUGUUUGCCCUCUGCCGGGUAUGGUGGUAGGUCCACCUGAGGGCAUGGUGCCAAGUGGAGGGCAGGCUCUGCUCAAGAUCGACUUCAACCCUGAUUCGGUCAUCAAGUUUGACACCCGAGUCGAGAUAGCUCUGAGGAGCUUGAAGUCGAUUGAGCUCAGAGUCAGCGGAUCAGUGGAGCCUCCAAAUAUAGCCAUCAGUGUGUCCCAUUUUCAGUUUGAUGGGGUCCAUGCUGGUUGUCAGCAAGCGAUACCUUUCACUCUGACAAACCGAUCGUCAGCCGCAGCCAGUUUCACCUUCAACCUGUCUGAAUACACAGAUUUCUCUUUGCAUCUCCCUCAGCCCUCAGCAAAAAAGGAACUAGGAGUGAGUGUUGUGGAGGUCCAGGGCAGCCAGACGGUGAACUGUUCCCUUGUCUUCUCCCCCACCCAGGCAGCCAGUUAUGACUUUGAUCUGCCACUGAGGGUCAACGGAGUGAGAUGGCCCACUGCUUUUACUUUCUCCACUCCAUCCUCCUCCUCUGCCUCAUCCUCACUGCUGACAGCUGGCAGCAGGAAGCAUGUCAUCAAACCUCUGUCUGUCACCAUGGCGACGCCACAGUCACCGCGCAUACAGGCCACAGUGUUGUGUGCCCCGUUAGAAAUGUCCCCCCGUAGCCUACAGUUCCACGUGGAGCUGUUGACACCUCAGUCUGAUGCUUACUCCGAGGUAUCAUCGAGGACAGUGGAGCUGAAAGCAGUGUGUAAAGAGAGCAUUAUUUGGCAUGGUGGUGUCAGGAAGCAUGUAAACUGGUGGUUUGACUGCAGUGCAAUAGCCGUAUCAACAGAGGACGGAAGCGAGAGCGAGCUAUGUACGGUAUCUCCAUCAUCAGGUACUUUGGGACCUGGCCAGUCCAUCUGCUUGGAGGUCAGCAUCAACCCUGAGGCUAUCAGAACACGGUCUGGACGAGUGACAAAUUUGUCCCUCCCUCUUUACUGGGGAGAUGAGGGAGUGGAGGGGAUGGAGGGAGGGAACGGACAUCAACCCCACCAAGAGCUAUCCAUCACUAUUACUCUCCACCUUCCUUGUAUCACCAUGCACCCCCCUCAGAUCCUUCUUACACCAGUACCCCUGGGAAGCAAUACAACUGCCACACUCACCUUGCUCGCUUUUGGAUAUCCCAGUGGAAUCAGUGUAUCAGCUGAAGUGAAUGAGGUACAACUGGAUGAUGGAACAAAGAUUCAGCCUGUUUCUGUCAUCUUUCCAGAGGGCAACAGCAUCCCUGCCCCACAACAGGAUCAGAGACAUCCAGUCAGCAUCGAGAACCACAAAGUCAGUGUGACUUCUCUAAUCUGCAAUGUGUCCUUCUGCUCUGCCGUCCCUCUGUCCCUCUGCACAACCAUCACCUUCACUGAUCACCUCCAGAAUAGGUUUAAGGUUAGGUUGUGUGCUAUCGCUGACAGCUGUCUGUUGACAGUUUGGCCCUUCAUGGCCCGGCACCGCUCCGAACAACAGAUAGUUCUCAAGCCUGGGGCCACAGUUGUUGAGGCGAUCCUUCAGCACUGUCACACACCAAGUCCUGCCUCUGGUCCAACUUCAUCCUCCUCCUCCUUGUUUGAGCACAACAGCUCAGCAACUAAGAACUCAGCCUCAGACUCCUUCCCAGACAGUGACGAUGUGAGCAGACAGACCAGCAGGGAAACAGAUGUCUCUACUCACAGAGACACCACAAACAAUCUUGGCAUCCCAGAAUUCCCCGCUGCCAGUUCAGAGGAGGGAAUAUAUUACCAGAAUGUUGUUUUGGCUGUGGAGAGGUGGUUUAGCCUCUUUGGGUGGGCAGGUGGACCGCACCCUAUCUCUGUACCACACACCCUCAGGAGAGUUGUGUCAAAAGUUCAGACGAAUCUUUCUGGCAGGACUUAUCGAGUCAGUCAAAAUAGAGACUGCAGGUCUGUUGUUGACAUGCUUCAUCACCUCACUGGCAAACAGAUUCCUGGUAUUCCUCACUGCCAGACAUUUUCAAGUGAUAUAGGCCAGCGCACCGGUCAGCUGCUACAGCAGCAUGAAGCUAUGCUUGCUUUUCUCAGGGUGCAGGGAGCCCUCCUUUGUCACAUCAGACCAGAGUACUUGCUAGAUACACAGGAGUUUAAACACUGGUGCUCUCUGCAGUCAGAUGGAGAAGAACAUGGUCUGGACAACAGUUGUGUUGACUAUGAGUCUCUGAGCAAACGAUCCUGGACUGACGUGCUGCUGCAAAUAUAUAAGGUGCUGGUGUUGUGUCGCGUGUCCGAGAGCAGUCUGAGCACAACUUUGAAUAGCAAAAACGUGGAUGGAAUCCUCCCCUUCAGCUCACAGCCACUGGCCAGUAACGUCUAUUCGUCGUGGGAACUCCAGCUGCUCUUAUGGCUCAACAUGCACUACCAGAGCAUGAGAGAGACUGUGUGGGGAGCAGGUGGUGUCCCAUCAGCACGCUGGAUAGUGAAUUUUGACCUGGACUUGACAGAUGGGCUGGUACUAGCUGCUCUGCUUGCUGCCUACUGCCCUUACCUGAUCUACAGCCACUUUUGGAGGAUGUACACCACAACUACCAGCCUGGAGCAGAUUUUUCACAACAACAUCAUAGUGUCCCAAGCCUUAACUUCACUUCAACUCAACCUUGAUGUACAGCCCACAGACUUAUCAGACCCUAAUCCAGUACAGAUGUUAAUGCUGUGUGUUCACCUUUAUGAGAAGCUGCCUCAGUACCUGCCACUGCACACCAUAACACUCUCAGGAAGCCUUCACAGCACUUUCAGCAAACAGGUGCGUCUGAAAAGCCCAUCUUCUAAGGCUGUCAAAUACCAAGCCUUCCUCUUAGGAAAGGAUGCCCAUCUCUUCUCCCUCCCUGAUGGAUUUGCUGUCACCAUUCCUCCAAAGGCGAGCACUGAACUGACGGUCCAGUACAGCUGCUCCUUCAUGCAGCCAAUGGAAGCAGUCCUUCUGCUCAUCUCCAGCUGUCCUUUUGGCCUGUGUGGCACCACUCUCGCCUUCAAUCUGAAGACCCACGUCAGUCACAUCACACCCACAAACACUGUCAAGUGCAAGUCUCCAUGCUAUCAGCUGAAAGUGAUCCAAGUGCCCAUAACUAACCCUUUCAACAAAGAAGCUAAGUUCAGGGUGGUGCUGGUGGAGUCUCCUUUCGACCCACUGGAGCAUGAAAAGAAAAAAGACAGCCUCGUUCACCAGGCCUCCUCCAAAGCCAACAUAGAGAAGAUGAGUUCAUACAACAGCUGUGCGGAGGAGAUGGAAGAGAAGUGCUCAGAACUCAAUGGUGAAGGCAGUGAGUUCCUCAGUGCAGUGAACAGUGUUUUUCUGAAGGCAGGCCAAGCAGACACUCUGAACAUCCACUACCUGCCCUUCUGCCCAGGCACGAAGUACUGCUCUGUGCUGCUUGUUUGCCCACUGGUGGGAGAUAUGGUUUACAUGGUAAAAGCCAAAGCACAGUUGCCUCCUCCUUCCCCUCUCACUGCAAGGCCCAGUUCUAACAUGGUCUCUAUCUCCAACACCACUGACCCAACUGUGUGUGUAUCAGUGCUAAAUCUACACUGCAAGGUGGGGCAGGUGUGUGAGGAGGUGGUGCAUGUGCCGCUGAUCAAUAUGGCCUGGGAGCAGGCUCUGGCCAUCUGGGGUCAGUACAGCAUGAGUGCUGACGAAUACAGGAGACGGAUGCUAACACACACUUUGCAUAGCAGCACCGUGAGGGUAAACACUGCUGCUCGCAAGCUCAUCAAACAACAGGCCACACUGCUGAGAGAUAUUCAGCACAGUAAGCAAGUAGAAUACAGUGUGGAGGUUUCUUUACCACAAUACUUCACUUUACCUAGUACUGUUUCAAUACCUGUUAAAGAAGGCACCAACAUACCAUGGGAGAAUCCUGCAGACUGUGGGUGUGUGGAUAUGCCAUUGAGGUUCCAGGCAGACUCUGUGGGGCAGUUUACAUGUCAGGUUGUCCUGAGGUCCUGGCGUGAUACCAGGGUCUAUGUACUAGAGGCGCUGGUUACUGCACAAGGAGAAACCAUCCACUUGGACUUCAGUUCACCUGCUCACAGUUCAGUCACACAAGACAUACCACUGCACAAUGAGACCCACCGAGACUGGAAAAUGCAAGCUGAAGUGUGUGGUGAAGGAUUCUCUGGCCCAAAGGUUGUGAAUGUGCCAGCUGGGACAAGAGGCUGCUAUCCCCUCACCUUUCACCCUUCUGCACAAUGCAUCGUAAUGGGCAAGCUGUCCUUACAUAAUGACUGCGACGGUACUGAGCACGUGUUUACCCUCAGAGGAGUGGGAGAGCCCCCCCUGGCUGUGGACCAUGUGGUACUACACUGCCCUGUAGGUCAAACCACACAUACAAAGUUGGAAAUCCCUAACUACAGCAAGAACAAACUGACUCUCAAGGUGGUGACAAACCUAUCUAUUGUCAGUGGCACUCCCUUCCUGGAGAUUAAACCUGGUCACAGCACUCCGUACACCCUAGCUGUGUCACCAUGGAAACGAGGAAAACAGACAGGAUAUGUGUCAUUUUUUGAAAUUGAUAACAUACAAAAGCCAGACAAAGACAAUGGAAAUGUACUUGGAUGCUAUGAGGUGCAUUUCUCUCUAGAGAUAAUUUGUGAGCCAGCAGCACCCAUCAAGGUCAUAGAUGUACAGUGUGCUACUCAGAGCUCAGUUGCCUUAGAGAUUCCUGUCCGUAACCCACGAGGACAGCUCCUGAUGCUGGAUGUGUACCUGGAAGGAGAUGACCUCAGUGGAGCCAAUUGGCUUUCAAUUCCCCCAUGGGAGACUCUCACCUACAAAGCCAUGUUCUCCCCUGGUGGAGUAGGGAAGAGCACAGGCAGUGUGUUGUUCCAGUCAGAGCUGGUGGGGGAGUUUUGGUAUCGACUGGAGCUUUAUGCUCUUCCUCCUCCAGUCAUCACACUGCCACAUGUCUGCUGUCAGCUGGGCAAAUGGACCAGACAGACCAUUCCCUUGGUUAACCCAACAGCUGAGGCUCUGGAGCUGCGUGUAGCCAACAGUAACCCCAGAAACUUCAAAUUGGAAAUGGGUUCAGGAAGUAUUCUUACUGUGGAACCCCAUUCCUCCACCCAGCUUGGUGUCCGUUUUAGUCCCUCAUCUAUUGGAGAGGGGAAACACACGGCAAAGAUCACUUUCACAUGCCCUGAGUUGCAGGAAUGGUGUGUGUUGCUGAGUGGACGUGGCCUUUAUCCAGAGAGCAAGGAGCCUCUGAGCAUCUCAUCCCCAAUUGACUCUAGUGCCUCCAUCACCAUCCCCUUCACAAACCCCACUGAGCUUCCAGUAGAGCUCAAAAUCACACUCACAGAUGAGGACCUGAGUGGGGCCCCAAACUGCCAUCAAGUCACUGCCGAUAAGGAGGUCUUCUCUGUCCCUUUGAGACACACUGAAGGUAUACAGCUCAGUGAAGGGGCCAGUUUUGAUGUGCCUGUGGUGUUUGCACCUCACUCUGUGGAGCUACAGCAGGCCUGGCUGUGCAUCAUUAUGAAGCCCCUCGGCAGCCCCAGUGACAACAGUACCAUCAGCAUGGGCAGUUUGAAGUCAGAGCAGGACUUAUCAACCUGUUGGAUUUACCCUCUUCGUGGGAUUCCCGUGGAAGUGCCUGUUGAGGACUCACAACUUGGCAUGGUCCGCUGUGAAGUAGGCUGCCAGCUGGAAAGAACAAUGGACAUAGUACUCACCGGAUGUUUUCUGGGGAAUCAGGACUGGACAGGCCAGGAAGCUUCACAGGUGUCGGUGGAAGGCUUCCUGUGCGAGGUUCGUUCGCACAGCGAAACAGAGCACUCUGAGGUGGAGAGUUGCCUUUCUGCCUCCGUAGAGACGGCAAGGAGGGACCCUGAGACUGGCAUCGUGACACUCACCCUUAAUGUAGUCUACACUCCCCUCAGGCCAUGCAGGAGCUCUGCAGUUCUAGCUGUACAGUGUGUGUCUGGCAGCAUGUGGGAGUUUCCCAUCACUCUCAUUGCCACGGAGCCUCAAGUGGACGAUGUCAUCCUCACUAAGGCUACUGAGUUGGGAAAGACUUCAGCUGUGGGCUUCCGUCUGACCAGCACCACCAGGAGGCCAGAGCCAUUUACAGCAGUAUUCCUGCCAGGCAGCAGCAGUGAGUUCACAGUGACUCCAUCUUCAGGGACGUUACCUCCUAUUGGUUCUACUGGAGCUCUCAUCAGUGUGUCCUUCACACCCACCACAUGCAGCAAGCACAGAGCAAGACUAACCAUCCAGGCAGCAGACAUGCGGUGGACCUAUGAGGUCAAAGGACAAACUAUUCAUGACUCCCCACCUCUCUGUACCACAUCCACCAGUGGCAUCUCUUCUGCAACUCGUCCAGCCAAUGAACAGCAGCGCAACUUCGUGGCUCAGAACCUUCGUCUCCCAGCCCUGGCUAACUCAUCCCCUCUCAGAGUCCGCAGAUAAAGGACAUCCUCACUCUCUCAUUCAGCUAAGAAAUGUCAUUUUUCACUUUUUUUGAAUUUAAAUUACAUGCAAAUUUAGCCUGGCAGUGUUUACUACACAAUGUCACCUUCAAUUAAAGAGUUAUCUUUA